Ostrea edulis (European flat oyster) is the source of this 1060-nucleotide messenger RNA. RefSeq lists its product as uncharacterized. NCBI's taxonomy places the organism in Eukaryota, Metazoa, Mollusca, Bivalvia, Ostreida, Ostreidae. The transcript has 6 exons. The record is from RefSeq and is a predicted model, not a curated record. Bases 152 to 1060 code for a protein of 302 amino acids.
AACUCGUACCCAAAAGGUAAAAGUCAACUCGUACCCAAGAAUCUGGUUACGAGUUGACUCCUCAUUGUCAAUGUCCUGUGGGGUAAGCAUUUUCAGAGUUACUGUAAACAAUUUUUUUACUUGUUCGAUUUCUUCUUAAAUAUUGGUACAAAUGUAUAUCAUCUCAAAUCUAGGACAUGUGUAUUUUCAAAUUAGGCUGGGGCAGAGCUGUAGUCAUAUUGGAAGCUUACUUUUUGCAUUGAGCCAUGCCAAACCCCAGGAAAGCUGCACAAGUAUGCCUUGCAAAUGGGUGGUACCCACAGCAAGGUCUAACAAACCCAACGGUCCAUUAGAAACCUUGAGCCGAAGGAAGUCCAAAGAGGAUAAGACAGACAGCGACACCAAUGACAUAGAGAAUACUUCAUUUGACCCUCGCCAUACCACUCACAGAGACUUUGACUUAAAUGCUACACUCCUUCAGUUGAGAAAUUUGAAGGAAAUUUUUCCAAGUACAGGUAUGAGUCAUUUGUGGAACAUCCCAGAUGAUGUCCCAAUAGCUGAGAGGGAGAUAGAGGUGGAAACAUAUGAAGAUCCAUUAGAAACGGCAUCCAAAGCACUGAUCUUGUCAAAGGAGAAUUUGCCAAUCCCAAUUUCAAUUGAUGAAAAUCUGAGCGCCUAUGUAGAGGAAAGGACAAGAGGUCAACGAUCAUGUUCCCUUUGGAGUGAACUCCACAAAGGGAGAAUCACGAGUUCUCUCUUUGGUGCCAUUUUAAAUGCUGGACCUAACCCCAGGAACCUUGUGGACCAAAUUAUUAAUGGGUCCAGUUUGCAAAGAUAUCAAACACUUCCUCGUCCAGUCCAGUGGGGUGUAGACCAUGAGAAAGAAGCAGUGAAAGACUACUUGACUCUGCAGAAUGCAGUCUCUGAUGUGACAGUGGAGGCAUCUGGGCUUACCAUUUACCCAUCUCAUGCAUUUUUAGGUGCAAGCAGUGAUGGAUGGGUAAAUGAUAAGUCCAUGUCCAUGGGAAAUCAGAGAGGGGUGAAUUUCAAAUGCAGGAAAUGGCAAAAAAACCUACUGUAA